Gilbertella persicaria is the source of this 783-nucleotide messenger RNA. RefSeq lists its product as uncharacterized. The coding region runs from base 1 to 783 and encodes 260 amino acids. The transcript is spliced from 3 exons. The record is from RefSeq and is a predicted model, not a curated record. NCBI's taxonomy places the organism in Eukaryota, Fungi, Mucoromycota, Mucoromycetes, Mucorales, Choanephoraceae.
AUGAAUUUUUCAUUAUAUUGUAAUAUCGGCCAAGUUUAUAAUUCAUCUGAAAUCACUGAAAAAGAAUCAAUUUAUAAUUUCAGAGUAAUUUGGAGAUUUUUUGACGCUAUUAAGAUGGUGACACCGUAUUGCAAAUUCAUUCCUGGAGAAACUCGUCUUCAAGCCAUCAAUUAUGAACUGAAACGUCGAGGUCUUUCAUUAUCUCACUACUACAAUGCAGACGGUAUUCUUAUCGACAAGGAUUUUGAUCUGGAACUUGUGAUUUUGGAGACAACCGGGCCAUUUGGCUUGAAAGACGUCCCUCGCGAAACCACUGACCAUAUCAAGGCUGCAUAUGGAUUGCUUGCGAUGUUACAUAAAGUGGCCUACUGCUAUGAAUAUGCUGAUGCUGAUAUCUUUAAGAAGCUGAAGGUGUAUUUUGUACACGCUGCUGAAGAAAGACUUCGCCUUUGGUCUUUUGGCCUUGUUCAAAAGGAGCUGUAUAUCUUCAAUCGUGUAAGAAGUGCAAAUCUGUCUUUGACCCAUAUUGGCUCAAAAGAAAACUUCAUGGAUGUCACGAAUUUAAUGUGGGAACUCAAGAUUAACAUUGACAAUUCCCACAAAAUAUUGCAAGACAUAAAAAAAAACCAUGAAGAAAACAAAAAAGCCAUUGAACAAGGCCUUGAUGGUCAUGAAAAAAUUAAAAAAUUGGAAGAACUGCUGGCAGAAACUGCGGAGGUGAAGUUGUCUUCUCGUGUCUCAGAAGCUGAAGACAUAUAUGUCUUCCCUUCGGACAAUGAAUAA